Macrosiphum euphorbiae (potato aphid) is the source of this 465-nucleotide messenger RNA. Lineage: Eukaryota; Metazoa; Arthropoda; Insecta; Hemiptera; Aphididae. The record is from the annotation of a GenBank genome assembly.
AUGUCAAAAACACCAGACUUUGUAUUAUGUAUGUACAGAUUCAACCAAGAUUGCCUCGAAAAUCUUUUUAGGCAAUUUCGUAACCAAAAUGGAAAUAAUGUGAUUCCUACACCCAUACAAUUUCUUUGGAGUUUUAAAAAAAUUUUCUUCCUCAACUAUUUUAAACAUUCAGAAGGAUCCAAGUACUUAGAUGACAUGGCUGAAGUUUUAACUACUAUUGGAUACAUUACUCCUCCACUUAACAAUUCAUCUGUGGUGUUCCCAGAAAAAACUCAAUUUGAUUUUUCUAAUUUGCAAGUUGGUACCACAGAUUAUCGUGAACUAAGCUUUCCUGCUCAAAAUGCCAAUACCUAUGUUUGUGGCUAUUUAAUAAAAAAAUGUUUUGAAAAGCACAGUUGUGAUUUAUGUGUAAAUUAUGCUAAGCAACAGCAACAGUUAGACCAAUCAUUUUUAUUUAUUUACUAG